Molecule: messenger RNA, 861 nt
Organism: Porites evermanni
Lineage: Eukaryota; Metazoa; Cnidaria; Anthozoa; Scleractinia; Poritidae
Source: the annotation of a GenBank genome assembly
UUCACGGUGCCACUGUUUCAGUGUUCCACUUUGUCACUGUUUCACUGUUCUACUGUCCGUCUGUUCCAGUGUGCCACUCUUCCAUUAUGCCACGGUUCCACUGAACCACAGUGCAACUGUGCCACUAUUUCACUGUACCACUGUUCCCCUGUUCCACUGUGCCACUGUUCCUGUGUGACACUGAGCCACAGUUCCACUGAACAACGGUGCAACUGUGCCACUGUUCUACUGUAUCACUGCUCCACUAUACCACUGUGCGAAUGUUCCAGCAUGCCACUGUUCCACUGAACCACGGUGCAACUGUAGCACUGUUCUUCUGUGCCACUGUUCAACUGUGCCACUGCUCCACUAAUCACCGGGCCAUUGCUCCACUGUGCUCAUCUAGUGUGCUACUGUGCCACUGUUCCACUGUGAUGCUGUUCUACUCUGCCAUGUUCCACUGUGCAGCUGUUCCACUGCUUUACUGUGCCACUGUUUCACUGUGUAACUGUUCCUCUGUGCCACUGUUUCUGUUUCACUUUGCUGCAGUUCUACUGUUUCACUGUGUCACUGUUUCACUGAACCACUGUUCCAGUGUUCCACUGUUCCACUAUUCUACCGUUCCAGUAGGCCACGUUCCACUGUGCCGCUGUUCCACUGGGCCACUGUUACAAUGUGCCACUGUGCCUCGCUGCAACUGUGCCUCUGAUUCACUGUUCCAGUGUGCCACGGUUCCACGGAACCACGGGGCAACUGUAGCACUGUUCUUCUGUGCCACUGUUCUACUGUGCCACUGCUCCACUGUUCCACUGGGCCAUUACUCCACUGUGCUCAUCUACUGUGCUACUAUGCCACUGUCCAAUUUUCCACUGUUCUACUGUG